Fusarium falciforme is the source of this 477-nucleotide messenger RNA. Its product is annotated as CoA-binding domain-containing protein. NCBI's taxonomy places the organism in Eukaryota, Fungi, Ascomycota, Sordariomycetes, Hypocreales, Nectriaceae. The transcript is spliced from 2 exons. The coding region runs from base 1 to 477 and encodes 158 amino acids. The record is from RefSeq and is a predicted model, not a curated record.
AUGAUGACCACCGAAGCCACUGUUCGCAAGUUCUUUGCGCCCUCCGCCUUCGCGGUGGUGGGUGCUAAGCUCAAUCCCCGCCAAGUUCGGCCACCGAGGUCCGAUCCAUUCUUUGCCUGGUAUCUCUAUCAUGACUUGCCAGUCACUCCCAUCAAUCCGGGGUCGGCAACUAUUUCUGCUCUGGAAAAGGACCAUCCCACCGUCCCCAGCGUCGCGGCGCUUCCCAACCCCAAACAGACGUCCAUCUCAGUCAUCACUCCCCCCUCGGCAACCCUCAAGGUGCUCCAGGAGGCAAAGGAGCUGGGGAUCCCGUCCGCGUGGCUGCAGCCUGGUAGCUUUGACGAUGACGUCCUCAAGUUUGCCAAUGAGCAAGGCGGAUUCGAUGCAGUCGUGGCUGGCGAUGGCGGCCGGGGUCACGAAGGGUGGUGCAUUUUAGUGGAUGGUGAGCGAGGACUGAAAGCAGCUGGGAAGCUGUAA